GUGUAAUACAGUUAUGCAGAUUAGGAAGAUUUUAAGAAUUCAGAAAAAGACAUUGUGCAUCUGUGUUUGUGGGUCUUAGCUAGUACAAUAUAAAAGGGUGUCAUCUGCCUAUAUUAUUUUUCAUCCUGUCUUGUAGCGUAUUCACUUCAUCACUGCUCACCAGUCACAGUAGUUAAAGAAGAACCAACAAAAUUAGUGUCAAGUCUGUUUCUUUCCUGCUUUUUUUUUUUUUCUCCCCCCUCUUCUGACUUGUCUGACGUCCCACCAUCUCCUUUCUCUCUCUCUCUCUUAAUUUCUUUCUUUGUUGAUUUCUCAUUUCUUUUCUCUCUCAUUCAUGAUCUUAUCCCCUAUCUCUUCUUCUUUUUAGUUCUCACCAUAUUUGGUAAAAACUAGAACUGAAAGAAGUUUGUGCCAGUCUCGUCACCAGUGAGCUGAGCUGAUUUCCAGCAGCUUUUUGUAUGUAGAAGUAUGCUGUUUACCCUUCUUUGUUCAUCUUGCAUGCUUGAUUUUAGUGUUCAUAUUACUUUUUUUGAAGCUGCUUUUAACUUGUAAAGGAUUUGGUCUUUGUUCAUAAGGCUGUAAAUUAGGUACUAGAUUUGUCGUUUUUCUGUUCUCUUUAAAGUUUGGUACUUUGAUAGCUCUGACAUGGGAUUAUUUUUCUGAGAUUAGCCUGUAUAAUUAUUCGUUAAAUUCAGGCCUGAAAGUUAGCCUGGAUGUCAAAAGAAGCUUCUUUUUCCGUCUUCACUUGCCUUGCAGGCUCGAUUUUGAACAUUGAUUUCUAUAGGUUUAGUGAGGAAAUUAGUCUCAGCCUGUCUUCCGUCUUGCUAUGAGAUGUGCUUCAAUUUCUACUUUUAUGAGUGGGUAGUAGUUGCAGUGAAUACUUAACAAUGUUUUCAUCAGUCCCUUAUUCAACACAUAUUUUGUUUGGAACAAAAUUUGAACUUCCAUUUUCUGAACCUGAGAACUGAGACUCUUCUAAAUGAAAGGAUUCCUUCAGAGUCUCAAGCUUGUAAAUUGUAUCUUGGCUACACUAUUUUGGUUCCUCUAGUCACCCUUUCCUUUCGGAUUACAGAUAAACACCUGUUUUGGAAUAGCUCAGUUGAACCAUUCCUAAUGGAUUUAUCUGGCCUGCUGGAUUGUCUAUUGUUAUUUAUAUAAUUCUGCCACUAGAUAGCUGUGGUCUAAUGGUGGGGUUUAGCUUCUGUUUCUUUAUAUGAACUGAAGAUACUUAUUCCUCUAUAAAUACUGAAACAUCUUAAUUUGUUCAUAAUUAGAUCUUCGACUAUUUUGCUUGUAACCUGAAGUAUUUUACAGCUUUGAUGCUCCUUUCUGAUGUUUACUGAAUUCUUAUGAAUCAUCUGCUGGAAGAAAGGGAUUAUCUGUGUUAUCACUUUUCUUCAGAAUGUACAGUGUAUUGUAAAGAUGGAUGCAAAAAGUAGGUGUCUAGUCAUUUCUCUUCUUCUGUAAGAAUACUAGUAAGUAGUAAGGUCUGAUGUGGAAAUUCGCUGUCGUCCACUUUGGGAUUUCGUAAAAGAAGUCAUGAUAUACUAUCAGUAACCUACCAGGUUGACUUUUCCAUAAAUUUAUCUUGUUCAUUUCUUCUCUAUGCUGUGCAGUUUGACUCACAUUUCAGGAUCAAUUUUCUAACGCAUUGCUAUUUCGAUGCAGUCAACCAUAUUUUGAUGCCUUUGUGCAUGUAGUAUUUCUUUUAUGAUCCCUUUUAAAACAAUUCACUUGAAUUGUUCUAGAAUGCGGCAGUUCUUGCAUGUGAUGGGUCAAGUUGCAGCAUGUUUGUUUUAGCAAAGCUUUUUUUCUUAGCUUGAAUAUGAAGUUAUCAUUCUACUUCUUAAAGCAAUGAUUAUCCUGCUUAAUUGGGUUUCGUCGAAUUCUCUGUUUGGAUUGUUUUUUUAGUGCGUGUGUUUUAGGUGUUUUUUCUAUUGGGAUUGUAAAAAGGCGCAUUGGAAAUGUAAAAAAGUAUGCUGGGGUGGGACAUACAAUUAAUUAAAAAUUGUGAAAAAACCAUCAGAAAAACAAACCAACUGGAACCUUUUUAGAUAGUUGAUAAAUUAUGAGCUGCAGUUCAUUCACUCUGUACAUGCUCCUGAAACGCCAAAAAGCCUAUUUGUUGAUAAUUUGUUUUGAAAUUGAGAAAAAACUGACAACUGAUGUGUAUGCGCCCUCAGUUUUGGUUGGCUCAUACCAACUGAUUGAGAAGGCUCUUUGGUUCUUGACGCUUCAUAUCAUCUUACUUCUAUUACAUUAGCAGAAAAAAAGGAACAACUUUCGUCCUCUAUGACUUUUAGCAUGCUUUCAUUAGUUCUUACUGCUGUUAUGAAUCUAUUUUUGUACUGAUGAUUAGUCACCUCAAAUCAGGUACAUUGUUGCUGGAAGAUUUGUCCUUCGUAUGCUGGUUCUAAAUUUUGUGGCCAUAUUUCCAUCAGAGGAUUUUGUUGAACUUUAGUAUUUCUCACAAUGAAGUCACCAAAAAUUAACUUCGAAUCUGAAGAAGAGUCUGAAGUGAGCAGUCAACUCGCCUCCAACAUAUCCACCCAAGAAGUCUCACCUGGUCCAUCGAAAGAAAGCACUACUAAUUCGCCAUCCAAGACCAACUCCUUUGAUCUCCAAAGAGAUGCAAGGCCAGUCACUUUGGACUUGACUCUUGGCUUCAACAAUAAUGAUGAUAUUGAGCUCCAAGAUGCUACUGAAAAUAAUGGUGAUGCUUUCCCCCAUCCUCCAGCACCAGGAGGAACCCGGGUUUUCUCUUGCAACUACUGUAGGCGCAAAUUCUACAGCUCCCAAGCUUUAGGAGGUCACCAAAAUGCACACAAGAGGGAGCGGACCUUGGCAAAAAGAGCUAUGCGUAUGAACAUGUUGUCUGAUAGAUAUGCAAGCUUGGCAUCCCUCCCUCUUCAUGGCUCAGCAUUCCGGUCUCUUGGAAUUGAAGCUCAUGCUUCAGCACACCAGCCAAUCAUGCCCUCGGACAGGCCUCUCAAUGUGAUAAGAGGAGGAGCAAGAUUUGAACAUGGUUACUUUGGUAUGCCAAUAUAUAUGGAAGAUGAUGAAGUGGAAAUGUACUGGCCUGGUAGUUUUCGACAAGUUGAAGGAGUUGGUGGCACUGUAACCUACAAUACAGGGGAGAGGUCAAACAUAAAUUAUGUAGAAAUGCAACCACCACCUCCUAGAACAGACUCAUCAAUACCGGAUCUUAAUUUGAAGCUUUGAUGAGUUAUCCUUUUUGUUUUUUUUUUUUCCCUUUCUUUUUUGAGAUUAUGAAUUAAAUCAUUUCCCAAUGAUUCAUAAUUGUGUUUCCUGUUGAUUGUACAGAGAUGGGUAUGUGGUUUUUUAGUCUUCAAUCCCACCGGGAGAAAUCCAGAAAUAUUGGCCUGAGUAGCUGCUUGAAUUUAUGUGUAGCCCUAUGUAAGAGUAUAUUGCCUCCGUCCCAAAGUUUACGCGAAGUUUUAGUUUCAUUUAUGAAACUCUUUUAGUGCCCGCCCUACUUUUUGUUUGUUUUAUGUAAAGAUUUCGUAGUUCAGUGUUUUGGCCAUUGGUAUAGUUCGAAUUCCCAAAUUCUUUUCAUGGCUUGAAGCAACCAUUAGUCCAUUAGUCUCAAUGGCUUGAGGCAAAUUUCAUGGCAGUCAGUAUUUUCUGAGACAAGUUUCACGGUAAUCAAUGUAAAUCGAAGCAACCAUUUGAAUCUAUUGACAUAGAAGUAGCAUUGUCAGCUACAAAAGUACUAGUG
Molecule: messenger RNA, 3739 nt
Organism: Oldenlandia corymbosa var. corymbosa
Lineage: Eukaryota; Viridiplantae; Streptophyta; Magnoliopsida; Gentianales; Rubiaceae
Source: the annotation of a GenBank genome assembly